UUUCAGCAUCCAAUGGGACGUUGUUGAGCUGACUCCUACUGCACAACACUGUAGAUAGUGAUGCCCUGUAGCCUCUCUAUAACCCAGCAAAACUGACCACUUCUGAUCACUUGAGGAGCUUUUCAGUGGCUAAUGCAAGUUCACCCAAGCACAGAAAUGCUGACCUGAAGUAAUUAGCACAGUUGAUAAAGUUGUAAGCUUGGCACUCUGGCGCAAUUCUCUUACAACCUGGAAGUUUGGGGGGUCUUAGUACCCACCCUAGAACCUUUCUUCUCCACCUGGAAUCUUUGCAUUGGUCAUCUCUGGAGCCAUAAUACCAUAUUUCUCAUAGAGGAUUUUUACUUGUGCAUCAGAAGAGCUGGAGACCAGCGUGAUUUGCAUGCCCAGUGCCAAGGACCCCGUACUGGGGAAAGCUGGCCAGCCAUGGGGAUCCAUGGUAUGGAGCUAUUUGCCAUUGCUGUGGUUAUUGUACUGUUUAUAGCUGUCCUCAAGCAAUUUGGGAUUCUGGAACCCAUGUCAAUGGAAGAUAGCAGUGACAGUGAACUGGAGUUAUCAACGGUGCGUCACCAGCCAGAAGGACUGGACCAGCUGCAGUCUGUCACCAAAUUUACAAAGAAGGAACUUCAGUCUCUCUACAGAGGAUUUAAAAAUGAGUGCCCUAGUGGAUUGGUGGAUGAGGAUACAUUCAAGCUCAUAUAUGCUCAGUUCUUUCCUCAAGGAGAUGCCACAAUGUAUGCACAUUUUCUAUUUAACGCCUUUGACCUGGACAGAAGUGGCGCAAUCAAGUUUGAGGAUUUUGUGGUUGGCCUGUCCAUUCUAUUACGAGGAACUGUCCAUGAAAAAUUAAAAUGGGCUUUUAAUCUCUAUGAUAUAAAUAAGGAUGGAUAUAUCACCAAGGAGGAGAUGCUGGCAAUAAUGAAGUCUAUCUAUGAUAUGAUGGGGAGGUACACUUACCCAAUGCUAAGAGAAGAUGCACCAAUAGAGCAUGUGGAAAGAUUCUUCCAGAAGAUGGAUCGAAACCAUGAUGGAGUUGUGACCAUUGAUGAAUUUCUGGAGACUUGCCAAAAGGAUGAAAACAUCAUGAAGUCCAUGCAACUGUUUGAAAAUGUGAUCUAGACGGGGAUGUGAGACUCCACCCAUGCCAGCACUAGAAAGGACCCAUCCAAUGGCGUAUGCCCACACUUGGAUCACAGACACCCCACUCCUUGUGUCACGAACAGUCAAUGGAUGGAGCAAUCUCUCCCAGGGAACAGACGAUCCCUCUUACUGCCUGCCUGUUUGCACUGAUCCCUUCCUUCUCCUCACAGUAACAAACUCACCUUUUUAGGGACUGUUUUAUAUUAUUAGAGGAUAAAAAGCACAUUUAUCUCUGCAAGAGCUGGGAUUCUUAAAUCAGGGAUUUUUACAGAAAGCCGCUCUUGCCUAAACUCAAUGAGGAGACACAACACACACCCCAUAUUAACUGAAAACAUACAAUCUUUUGUUAGACAAUCACGAAUUUUGCGCAACAAUCUACGUUCUGGGCUUCCUGAAGACCUGCCAAAUUCCCCAUCCUGACCCUACAUGCAGAAGAUGCAGACGGAAACGUGGUGAGCUCUUCCCCAGCCGGAGAAUGGGGGUCAUCUUUGCUCAACUACUCUGGCACUGGAAGGGUUAAGGUCAUCAUUUCUGUUUUGUUGGAGCAUUUUUUUUUUUAUUAAGAAUUUCCAACAAAUGUAAUGAGCCAAUCCUGAUUGUUUUAUUUUAUGCAUGUCCUGAACAACACCCCAACCGAGCAAUAUGUCACUUUGCUGUUCUGUCAGACCUGUUUGUUGCUGUUGAAGUUUUUUUUGCUAUUAUUUUUGCCCCGUAUGGUAAAAAUAAAAUGUAUGGUUCACAUCAGUAGAGUGAAUGGAAGA
Molecule: messenger RNA, 1898 nt
Organism: Rana temporaria (common frog)
Lineage: Eukaryota; Metazoa; Chordata; Amphibia; Anura; Ranidae
Gene: KCNIP3
Product: potassium voltage-gated channel interacting protein 3
Exons: 8
Coding region: 424-1116 (230 amino acids)
Biological process (GO): regulation of potassium ion transmembrane transport; negative regulation of transcription by RNA polymerase II
Cellular component (GO): nucleus; voltage-gated potassium channel complex
Molecular function (GO): DNA-binding transcription repressor activity, RNA polymerase II-specific; potassium channel regulator activity; calcium ion binding
Source: RefSeq, a predicted model, not a curated record